Leucoraja erinaceus (little skate) is the source of this 10682-nucleotide messenger RNA. RefSeq names its product sodium leak channel, non-selective (gene nalcn). The record is from RefSeq and is a predicted model, not a curated record. Gene Ontology annotation, molecular function: monoatomic cation channel activity. Lineage: Eukaryota; Metazoa; Chordata; Chondrichthyes; Rajiformes; Rajidae. Gene Ontology annotation, biological process: transmembrane transport; monoatomic ion transport. Gene Ontology annotation, cellular component: membrane.
UGGAAGAGUGGGCUGAAAGAUGGCAGAUGGAGUUUAAUGUUGAUUAGUGUGAGGUGCUACAUCUUGGCAGGACAAAUCAAAAUAGGGCGUACAUGGUAAAUGGUAACGAAUUGAGGAAUGCAGUUCAACAGAGGGAUCUAGGAAUAACUGUGCAUAGUUUCCUGAAGGUGGAUUCUCAUGUAGAUAGGGUUGUAAAGAUAGCUUUUGGUGUGCUAGCCUUUAUAAAUCAGAGCAUUGAGUAUAGAAGUUGGGAUGUAAUGUUAAAAUUGUACAAGGCAUUGGUGAGACUAAUUCUGGAGUAUGGUGUACAAUUUUGGUCGCCCAAUUAUAGGAAGGAUGUCAACAAAAUAGAGAGAGUACAGAGGAGAUUUACUAGAAUGUUGCCUGGGUUUCAGCAACCAAGUUACAGAGAAAGGUUGAAUAAGAGGUAUUUAUACUUUGGAGUGCAGAAGGUUAAGGGGGGGCUUGAUAGAGGUCUUUAAAAUGAUGAGAGGGAUAGACAGAGUUGACGUGGAUAAGCUUUUCUCAUUGAGAGUAGGGAAGAUUCAAACAAGAGGACAUGACUUCAGAAUUAAGGGACCGAAGUUUAGGGGUAACAUGAGGGGGAACUUCUUUACACAGAGAGUGGUAGCUGUGUGGAAUGAGCUUCCAGUGGAAGUGGUGGAGGCAGGUUCGAUUUUAUUAUUUAAAAAUAAAUUGGAUAGGUAUAUGGAUGGGAAAGGAAUGGAGGGUUAUGGUCUGAGUGCAGGUAGAUGGGACUAGGGGAAAAUAAGUGUUCAGCAAGGACUUGUAGGGCCGAGAUGGCCUGUUUCCGUGCUAUAAUUGUCAUAUGGUUAUAUGAUAUGGGGAGAACGCAGGCACAGGUUAUUGAUUGGGGACGAUCAGCCAUGAUCACAAUGAGUGGCGGUGCUGGCUCAAAGGGCCGAAUGGCCUCCUCCUGCACCUACAUUCUAUGUUUUCUAAACCUUUCACCUCUCACUUUCCCCCUCCCCUCUGGUUCCUGAUUUAUCCUACUCUGGGUAAAAGACUGUGCAUUUAUCGUAUCUGUGCAUUUAUCCUAUCCUAUGGUGGACGGUUAGAAAAAGGGGAGAUGCAACGAGACCUGGGUGUCAUGGUACACCAGUCAUUGAAAGUAGGAAUGCAGGUGCAGCAGGCAGUGAAGAAAGCAAAUUGUAUGUUAGUAUUCAUAGCAAAAGGAUUUGAGUAUAAGAGCAGGGAGGUUCUACUGCAGUUGUACAUGAUCUUGGUGAGACCACACCUGGAGUAUUGCGUACAGUUUUGGUCUCCUAAUCUGAGGAAAGAUAUUCUUGCCAUAGAGGGAGUACAGAGAAGGUUCACCAGACUGAUUCCUGGGAUGGCAGGACUUUCAUAUGAAGAAAGACUGGAUAGACUCGGCUUGUACUCGCUAGAAUUUAGAAGAUUGAUGGGGGGAUCUUAUAGAGACUUACAAAAUUCUUAAGGGGUUGGACAGGCUAGAUGCAGGAAGAUUGUUCCCGAUGUGGCCCUUGUGGCUAAAUUGAUCAGGGGGUAUGGAGAGAAGGCAGGGAUGGGAUACUGAGUUGGAUGAUCAGCCAUGAUCAUAUUGAAUGGCGGUGCAGGCUCGAAGGGCCGAAUGGCCUACUCCUGCAUCUAUUUUCUAUGUUUCUAUUCCUCUCAUGGACUUACGCGCCUUUAUAAGAUCACCCCUCAUGCUGCUGUGCUCCAAGGAAUAAAGUCCUCGCCUGCCCAUCCUCUCACCACAGCUCAAGCCCUCCAGUCCUGGCCACCGCCUCGUAAAUCUUCUCUGCACUCUUGUGCAUCUGCAUCUUAAUGACUGAUUUCUGUUCAUUUCUGCAACAUCAUUAACUUAACAUGAUAAUUUGGGUUAAGUUGACCCCUGGUACAAAGCCUGGUGGAUUCCAAUGGAGAUGAAGCAACAGGUAAGUCGUUGCCAUUGCACCUGCACCGACCGGAAAUCCCGCCUCAUGUCUAUAGCAACCCGGGCGCUUCCGGUACCAAGGUUGUUGAUGGAAGUGGAGGAGAGGGAGAAGUGAGAUCGCAGAAUUGUUGCUUCAGGUGGCCUGGUCCGGCUCGGGUGUUCGUUGGGAAGGCGGCGAAUUUACUACUUGAAAGUGGUAUGCUUCAAAGAUGUUGAAACGGAAGCAGAGUUCGAGAGUGGAAGUGCAGCCCGUUGCCGACUUUGGUCCGGAUGAGAUGCUGACAGAUAAUGCGGACAUUCUAUGGAUUAACAAACCGUGGGUCCACUCUCUGCUGCGAGUCUGUGCCAUCAUCAGCGUGAUUUCCGUCUGUAUGAAUACACCCAAGACCUUUGAGCACUACCCACCGCUUCAGUAUGUAACGUUCGCCCUCGACACUCUUCUCAUGUUCUUGUAUUCUUCGGAGAUGAUUGCAAAGAUGCACAUUCGGGGCAUUGUUAAGGGUGAUAACUCGUACGUGAAGGAUCGCUGGUGUGUGUUUGAUGGCGUCAUGGUCUUCUGCUUCUGGGUUUCUCUGGUUUUACAGGUCUUCGAGAUAGCUGAGAUAGUCGAUCAGAUGUCCCCGCUCGGCAUGCUCCGAAUCCCACGACCACUCAUCAUGAUACGAGCAUUUCGAAUCUACUUUCAAUUUGAUCUUCCCCGCACAAGAAUUACCAAUAUUUUGAAGCGAUCAGGAGAACAAAUCUGGAGUGUCUCAAUCUUCCUUCUCUUUUUUCUACUGUUGUAUGGAAUUCUGGGGGUACAGAUGUUUGGCACCUUCACCUAUCACUGUGUAACUAAUGACACUCAGCCCGGGAAUGUUACAUGGAAUAACUUGGCUAUCCCAGACACUCACUGCUCACCAGACGGAGAGGGAUACCAGUGUCCACUGGGCUUUAAGUGUAUGGACCUGGAAGAACUUGGGCUAACCAGACAAGAACUGGGCUACAGUGGAUUCAACGAACUCGGCACCAGUAUCUUCACGGUUUACGAGGCUGCCUCACAGGAAGGCUGGGUUUUCUUCAUGUACCGGGCCAUUGACAGCUUUCCUCGCUGGCGAUCCUACUUCUAUUUCAUCACCUUGAUCUUCUUUCUUGCCUGGCUGGUUAAGAAUGUGUUCAUUGCUGUAAUCAUUGAGACAUUUGCAGAAAUAAGAGUCCAGUUUCAGCAGAUGUGGGGUCCACGGAGCAGUACCACAUCUACCACCACAACGCAGAUGUUCCAUGAAGACGCCGCUGGUGGCUGGCAGCUCGUGGCUGUGGAUGUAAACAAGCCGCAGGGCAGGGCUCCUGCCUACCUACAGAGAAUGAUGCAGUCGUCUGUUUUCCACAUGUUUGUCCUGUGUAUGGUUGCCGUUGAUGUCACUGUGGCCGCCAGCAAUUACUACAAGGAGGAGAAUUUCCGGAGCCAGUACGACAUGUUUUACCUGGCAGAGGUGGCCUUCACCAUUCUGUUCGACCUGGAGGCACUGGUGAAGAUUUGGUGUUUGGGAUACACGGGAUACAUCAGCUCGUCCCUGCACAAGUUUGAACUGCUCCUGGUCCUGGGCACCACGUUGCACAUCUACCCUGAUCUCUACCAUUCUCAGUUCACUUAUUUUCAGGUCCUGAGGGUGGUCCGCCUGAUUAAGAUUUCCCCGGCGCUGGAGGACUUUGUCUACAAGAUAUUUGGUCCUGGGAAGAAGCUGGGCAGCCUGGUGGUCUUCACAGCCAGCCUGCUCAUCGUCAUGUCAUCCAUCAGCCUCCAGAUGUUCUGCUUUGUGGAGGAGCUUGACCGCUUCACCACUUUCCCCAGGGCCUUCAUGUCCAUGUUCCAGAUAAUCACGCAGGAAGGAUGGGUUGACGUGAUGGACCAGACUCUGAUUGCAGUUGGCCAAGUCUGGGCCCCCGUUGUUGCCAUUUACUUCAUCCUCUAUCAUCUUUUCGCUACUCUGAUUCUCCUGAGCCUGUUCGUUGCCGUCAUUCUGGACAAUCUCGAGCUGGAUGAGGAUCUGAAGAAACUGAAGCAGAUUAAACAGAGUGAAGCCAACGCUGAUACCAAAGAGAAGCUCCCUCUUCGACUCCGAAUCUUUGAAAAGUUUCCAAACAGGCCACAGAUGGUGAAAAUAUCCAAACUGCCCUCAGACUUCUCAGUUCCCAGAAUCAGGGAAAGCUUUAUGAAGCAGUUUAUUGAUCGUCAACAACAGGACACAAGCUGUCUGCUCCGCCGACUACCAUCAGGGUCAUCGUCAUGUGACCAUUCCAAGAGGUCCUAUAUUGAGGAUAACAAAUAUAUUGAUCAAAAGUUGCGCAGAUCAGUUUCCAGCAUCCAAGCGCGAAACCUUCUUGAAAAGGAAAAUGCGGUAAAUAAAAUCUUCCGCAUCUGCACUCGCCAGCGUCUGUUAGGAGGAUCCUUCGAGGGACAACCUGCAAAGGAGCGAUCUAUUUUAAGUGUACAGCACCACAUCCGUCAGGAACGCAGGUCCCUCCGUCACGGGUCGAGUUCUCAAAGAAUCAGCAGAGGCAAAUCACUGGAAACGCUGUCACAAGAUCAUUCCAGCACAGUUCGGUACCGGAAUGCUCAACGAGAAGACAGUGAAAUAAAGAUGAUACAAGAGAAAAAACAACAAGCUGAAAUGAAACGCAAGGUCCAAGAGGAAGAAUUACGUGAAAAUCAUCCUUAUUUUGACAAACCUCUCUUUAUAGUUGGGCGAGAGCACCGGUUUAGAACAUUCUGCCGUGUGGUGGUGAGGGCACGAUUCAAUGCAUCAAAAAUCGAUCCAAUCACAGGAGCAGUUAAGAACACCAAAUACCAUCAGCUGUAUGAUCUUCUUGGACUGGUCACCUACCUGGACUGGGUAAUGAUCGGUACCAUCUGCUCCUGCAUCAUGAUGUUUGAAACGCCUGCUCACACCUGCAGGUAAACACCGUCAUUCAAUAUUGCAGAGUACGUGUUCGUGAUAUUCAUGAGCAUCGAGCUGAAUCUAAAAAUCCUGGCGGACGGGUUAUUCUUCACUCCCACAGCUGUCAUCAAGGAUUUUGGAGGAGUGAUGGACAUCUUUAUUUACCUUCAAAGCCUGAUCUUCCUGUGCUGGAUGCCACUCACGGUCCCUGCUCAGUCAGGAGCACAGCUGCUGAUGAUGCUGAGGUGCCUGCGACCACUCCGAAUAUUCAAGCUGGUUCCUCAAAUGAGAAAGGUUUUACGGGAACUCUUUAGCGGUUUCAAGGAAAUAUUUCUGGUUUCCAUCCUGCUGCUGACACUCAUGCUUGUGUUUGCAAGUUUCGGAGUUCAGCUUUUUGCCGGGAAACUGGCCAAGUGCAAUGAUCCUCGCGUCAAUAGGCGGGAGCUGUGUCACGGAAUGUUCCGCAUCAAUGUGAGUGUGUCGAAGAAUCUCAACCUGAAGCUAAAGGAUUGGGAGAAGAAGCCAGGGUUCUGGGUACCACGAGUUUGGGCCAACCCUCGAAACUUCAACUUUGACAAUGUGGGAAGUGCGUUGCUGGCCUUGUUUGAAGUGCUCUCGUUGAAAGGUUGGGUAGAAGUCCGAGAUGUCAUCAUUCAUCGAGUGGGCCCAAUCCAUGGCAUCUACAUCCACGUCUUUGUUUUUCUUGGCUGCAUGAUUGGACUGACUCUCUUUGUUGGUGUUGUCAUCGCUAAUUUCAAUGAGAAUAAGGGCACUGCUUUACUGACUGUCGACCAGAGGCGAUGGGAGGACCUGAAAAGCCGACUGAAGAUCGCUCAGCCUCUUCACCUGGCGGCUAGACCUGACAAUGGCGGCCUCCGAGCUAAAAUGUACGAUAUAACCCAACACCCAUUCUUCAAGAGGAGCAUUGCCGUGCUGGUCCUUGCACAGUCCGUGCUCCUGUCAGUCAAGUGGGAUGUUGAUGACCCGGUCACCGUUCCUCUCGCAACAAUGUCCGUCAUCUUCAUCUUUAUCUUUGUCCUUGAGGUGACUAUGAAGAUCACUGCCAUGUCCCCAUCUGGAUACUGGCAAAGCCGACGCAACCGUUACGACCUGCUGGUGACGUCGCUGGGUGUAAUCUGGGUGGUGUUGCACUUCGCUUUACUUAACGAGUACACUUACAUGAUGGGCGCCUGUGUCAUCGUGUUCCGGUUCUUCUCCAUUUGUGGGAAACACGUGACGCUGAAGAUGUUGUUACUGACUGUAGUUGUCAGUAUGUACAAGAGCUUUUUUAUUAUAGUGGGGAUGUUCUUACUACUGAUCUGCUACGCCUUUGCUGGAGUGGUUCUGUUUGGGACUGUCAAGUAUGGAGAGAACAUCAACAGACAUGCAAACUUCUCCUCUGCCGGUAAAGCCAUCACUGUCCUGUUCCGCAUCGUCACAGGGGAAGACUGGAAUAAGAUCAUGCAUGACUGCAUGGUCCAGCCACCUUUCUGCACUCCCAACGAUGAGAAUUACUGGGAGACGGACUGUGGAAACUAUGCUGGAGCCCUGAUGUAUUUCUGUUCUUUUUAUGUCAUCAUUGCAUAUAUAAUGCUCAACCUUCUUGUUGCAAUCAUUGUGGAAAACUUCUCGCUGUUUUAUUCCACUGAGGAGGAUCAGCUCCUGAGUUACAAUGAUCUUCGCCACUUCCAAAUCAUUUGGAACAUGGUUGAUGACAAGAGAGAGGGAGCUAUCCCAACCUCCCGCAUCAAGUUCCUGCUCCGACUGUUGCGCGGGCGGCUGGAAGUGGACCUGGAGAAGGACAAGCUGUUGUUCAAGCACAUGUGCUACGAGAUGGAGAGGCUGCACAACGGCGGAGAUGUCACAUUUCAUGAUGUCCUCAGCAUGCUUUCAUACAGAUCAGUGGAUAUCAGAAAAAGCCUGCAGCUGGAGGAACUACUGGCCAGGGAACAGCUGGAAUACACCAUCGAGGAAGAGGUGGCCAAACAAACAAUUCGAAUGUGGCUGAAGAAAUGUUUGAAGCGCAUCAGAGCAAAGCAGCAACAGUCGUGCAGCAUCAUCCACAGUUUGCGGGAGAGUCAGCAGCAGGAGCUCAGCAGGUUCCUCAUCCCUCCCAGCAUCGAAACAACGCAAGCCAGCGAAGAGAUGCUUGCCAGCAACCAGGACACUCAGCCUGAGACCAGUAGCCAACAGCAGUUGCUCAGCCCUACACACUCGGACCGAGGCGGCUAUCGGGCAGACUCCGGGGAUAUCGGGAAACCUCAGAGGAAGUUUGGUCAGUGGCGUCUCCCAUCAGCUCCGAAACCCAUCACCCACUCCGUGUCCACCGUCAACCUGCGGUUCGGGGGUCGGACGGCCAUCAGGUCGGUCAUGUGCAAAAUCAAUCCAAUGUCGGACGCGGCCUUCUCGGGGUCGGACGUGAAGAAGUGGUGGACCCGCCAACUGACCGUGGAGAGCGACGAGAGUGCAGACGAUCUCUUGGAAAUUUAGCAGAGGUGGAGGGUGAAGCUCGCACCUGUCAAUGUCCCGUCGUAUUUCCAUCAUAGAAUGCCCAACAUACUUUGGGUCAUUGGAGCCAAGUGAUGCAAGAGAGGUCACCCAGCCCACUCCACGGGAGGCCAGAGUUGAAUAAUUCCAGUGAACCAAAAUCUCUUGGCCUUAGAUUUGCAAUAACAGGCUUAGUAUUCAUGUAGGUGGGUGUGUGGGGUAUGUUUGACUUCACACAGGGGAGUUGAGGAAAGAGGUGGAGAAGGGGACAAGUGGGUUUGUUCACAUCGAUGGGAAGAACCAAGUCGUCCCCCUCUUUCACUGUGUAACCAAAAUAGUGGCCAAACCAGAGAUGCUCAGUGUCUCUACACAUCCAAAGACUUGCAGCCUUGAGGCUUAUGGAACUCUACAGCCUAGAAACAGGCCCUUCAGCCCAACAAGUCCAUGCUGACCCUCAAACCACUGGUGUUGCUCACACUGAUCCUGCACUAAUCCCAUUUUAUUCCCCGGAUUGUACCUGCUCACUUUCACACUAAGAGCAAGCUACAGCGGCCAUUUGACCCCCAUGCCCAUGUCAAUGGGAUGUGGGAGGAAACUGGUGCACCGGGGGAAACCCCACACAGUCACAGGGAGAGCAUGCAAACUCCACACAGACAGCACUGAAGUUCAUGUUUGAACUCAGUUCGCUGGUGCUGUGGGGCAGCGACUCUACCAGCUGCGCCACUGCGCCACCGUACUGCCCCUAUGUUAUCCAAAUACUGGCCUUUCUCGAACCUUGGAGGAAGCUGACUAUAGGGUGAAGCCCACAUUAUCCUUUCGGUCUCACUGGGCCAGACCUUGGCAAACGGUUUGGGAAUUGCUGGUCGCACUGCACGGGGGCUGAGGUUGGAAGGCGCAACAAUCGGGGGAGUGGGACUGAAUAGAGUCACAGAGUCAUAGAACACAAAAUCAGGCCCUUUGGCCCAACUUAUCCAUGUCAUGCCAGAAAUCUUGCACAGUCACAAUGGACAGAGCGCAGCCUCCUUUGCUGAGAUUAUGCUUUCCCAUUGAUCCAAAUGAGGGCUCAUCUCUGCACAAUGUGCAAGAAUAGAGGCAAACAAUAGCAGGGAUAGGCCACUCUGACCCUCAAGCCAUCAGUGUGAUCAUUGCUGAUUUAAGUUGGCCUCAACUCCUCUUCCCUCAGCCCUUUCAAAAUGUAUCUACCGCCUCAAAUGCUUCUAGUGAUCAAGAUUCCACCAUCCUCUGGCACAGAGAAUUCCAGAGAAAUGCUGGAAUCUAUAAGAAGAAUUUUAAAUGACUGACCCCUGUAUUUAUAAUGAUGUUCCAUGUUUGAGACUCUCCCACCGGUAGAGACCUGUCAAGCCCUUUUUGGGGAUCUUAGACCAAAAGACAUAGGACAUAGGAGCAGCAUUAGGCCCAUUGAGACUGCUCUGCCAUUUGAUUCUGGCUGAACUAUUUUUCCCUGUCAAACCCACUUUUCCUCAUUCUCCUACCUUCCCCCAAUAAACGUUGACACCUUUACUCAUCAAGAACCUAGCAAUCUCCGCUUCUAAAAUACCCAAUGGCCUCCAUCAUCUUCUAUGUCUUCUACCAGCUAAAGAAAUUGCUCAUCAUCCCCAAUCUAAAGGAACAUCCUUUCAUUCUGAGGCAGUGGUCUUUGGUCAUAGACUCUUCCAUUACUGGAAACAUCCUCUCUACAUCCACUCUAUCUAGGCCAUCUAUCCAUAGGCCAUCCAGACUAUCUUCUUUUAAACUGCAAGGAAUACAGAACCUCACCUGCUUGGCUGCUCUUAAUAGGAUUAACCUCCCAAUCCAGGAGGUUUCAGAGGUUACAGUUUCAGAGACACUCGAUCGAUCCUGACCACGGAUGCUGUCUGUGCGGAGUUUGUACGUCCUCCCUAUGACGCCGUAGGUUUUCUCAGGAUGCACCAGUUUUCUCCCACAUUCCAAAGACUUGUAGGUUUGUAGAUUAAUUGGCUUCUGUAAAUUGUCCCUAGUGUGCAGGAUAGAACUGAUUGCUGGUCGGUGAGGACUUGAUGGACCGAAGGGACAGUUUCCACACUGUAUCUCUAAACUAAACUAAACUUAAAGGAAUUAGCCCGGUGAGUUUCAUGGAUCAAGCGUUGCCGCCUCUGAUUGGACAGAUUCCUGGCGGCUUCGGAACACAGCUGCUGGCCUUCGAUUGGCCGGCUCCCACCCUCGCCAUUGGCCAAGCCGCCCGCCUAUCCACAGCCAAUCAGAAAGCAGCAAAACUCUGCAUCCUGUGGCUGGGGUUUAGCCUGUCAACUAAAUAAUCCUUUACCUUCCAGCACGAUUAAAAUGUGCAACAUAGAAACAUAGAAAAUAGGUGCAGGAGUAGGCUAUUUGGCCCUUCGAGCCUGCACCGCUAUUCAAUAUGAUCAUGGCUGAUCAUCCAACUUAGUAUCCUGUACCUGCCUUCUCUCCAUACCCUCUGAUCCUUUUAGCCACAAGGGCCACAUCUAACUCUUAAAUAUAGCCAAUGAACUGGCCUCAACUACCUUCUGUGGCAGAGAAUUCCACAGAUUCACCACUCUCUGUGUGAAAAAUGUUUUCCUCGUCUCGGUCCUAAAAUAUUUCCCCCUUAUCCUUAAACUGUGACCCCUUGUUCUGGACUUCCCCAACAUCGGGAACAAUCUUCCUGCAUCUAGCCUGUCCAACCACUUAAGAAUUUUGUAAGUUUCUGUAAGAUCCGUCCUCAAUCUUCUAAAUUCUAGCGAGUACAAACCGAGUCUAUCCAGUCUUUCUUCAUAUGAAAGUCCUGACAUCCCAGGACAUCCAGCAACAAAUGAAUACAGACUAUUUUUAUUGCCUAUAUGAUUCCCUGCCAGGAUUUCAUUGGUAAAUGCGUCUAGAGAAGUUGAGCUCCAGCUCCUGGAGACUUCCUGCAAGAUGUGAAGGAACAAGACAAAGGAUUGGGGCACAACGCUGGACAGUGUGAUUUGCUGCCCUCUGCUGUGCAAUCCUUUGAUGUGCAAUGUCAAGGACAUACAGGCAACAGAGAUCAGUCAGUCUCUCCCAGAACCCCGUGGAGUUUGUGCUUCACUAUCAAAGCCAUGAAGGAUGUAAAAUCAGCUUUGCAGCAAUGUCAGUGAUUAAUAUAACGGUGUGUGUGUGUGCCAAAAUGUGUACAAUCAUAUCACUGCACAUGGUCUCUGUGUGCUUGUGUUUGUCUCUAGGCAAGUCUCCACUUGUGUACAUGUGUGUGUACAUUUGUAUACAUGCAUAUGUCUGAUUGCACAUUUGUGUGUGUAUGUAUGUUAUGUCAUAGAGUGAUACAGCAUGGAGCAAUGAAGUCUGUGCUAGCCAUCAAAUACCUAAACAUACAAAUCUCAUUUUCC